GCUUUGCCUGCCUGCUUGCAUUCAUCGCCCGAUCUCCCCCGAGGUUGUGAGGUUACUAGGUUAUUUAGUACCUAGUGUAGCAAUGGCAGGAGCGUCACACUAAGGUUGUUUUGGGGUCCAAUUGAGCGGCUAGCCACUACCUAGUUAACCUAGUGUACUUCAAGUCGUUGUACGAAGUAUUUCAAGUUGUUAAAGCGUUUCCCAAGGCUGGCGGCUUCUUCUCCAGCUUCUUUAACACUGGCUUUCCCAUCUUCUCAUCAUCUUUCUUCUUUUCUUCAUCCCUAACGUAAAUUUUUAACCGUAUUUUUUAUUUAUUUCCCAUUUAGUUAGGUUAGGUACGCUUAUCACACUUUACUCGCGAAUUACAUCAUCCUCAUCCUCAUCCUCGUCAUAUGCAUCGACGAAGAGAUCUUCCGAGAUAGUGACUUGGGUAGCUAGCUGUUCAACAUGGCAGUGGCACGAGAUACCUUCAACCGACGAUCCCUUGGGCCUUCUUUGAACGCGCUUGUCAAAGAGGCCCGAGUUCUCAUGGUUGGCGCAGGCGGAAUCGGCUGUGAACUACUAAAAAACCUCGCCCUUACCGGUUUCGGUGAAAUCCAUAUCGUCGACCUCGAUACGAUCGACUUGAGCAAUUUGAACCGACAGUUCCUCUUCCGACACGAGCAUAUCGGAAAAUCCAAGGCCUUGGUAGCUAAGGAGGCAGCAGCCGUAUUCAACCCAAACGUUAAGAUCGUCGCGCAUCACGCCAAUAUAAAAGACGUGCAGUUUCACGUCGAAUGGUUCAGAGGCUUCAAUUUAGUAUUCAACGCGUUGGACAAUCUCGAGGCGCGACGCCAUGUGAAUCGAAUGUGCUUAGCAGCCGAUAUCCCUCUGAUCGAGAGCGGAACGACAGGGUUUAAUGGGCAAGUCCAGGUCAUCAAGAAAGGUGUUACAGCUUGUUAUGACUGCACCACGAAGGAGGCGCCUAAAACCUUCCCCGUCUGCACGAUUCGAAGUACGCCAAGUCAACCGAUUCACUGCAUAGUUUGGGGCAAGAGUUACCUGCUCAACGAGAUCUUUGGUACCAGCGAGGACCAAGCCGCCCUCGAUGCCAGCGAGAACGAAGAUAAUUCAUCAGAGAUUGCAGAGCUCAAAAAAGAGGCGGAGGCAUUAAGGAAAAUAAGAGAAUCGGUUGGCACGGAGCAGUUCCCGCAGAUGUUAUUCGACAAAGUUUUCAAUGCAGAUAUCGUUCGCUUAUGCUCCAUGAAGGAUAUGUGGAAGUCGAGAGAACCACCCAAGCCUCUCGAAUAUAAAACGUUGAUGAGCCAAGCGGCUGAGGCCCUCGAAUCGAAGGAUAAGAUCCUCAAGGAUGGUCAGCGCAUAUGGACUCUAGAAGAAAAUUUGGUAGUCUUCAACGAUAGUUUGGACCGCUUAAGUAAACGAAUGCUGCAGCUGUUGGCGACAAAUAGCGAUGAUUCUCAAAAGCCCACUAUCAGUUUUGAUAAAGAUGACGAGGACACCCUUGACUUCGUCGCCUCUAGCGCGAAUAUUCGGUCGUACAUCUUUGGGAUUGAAGCCAAGUCGCGGUUUGAUAUCAAACAGAUGGCCGGUAACAUCAUCCCUGCUAUCGCGACUACAAAUGCGAUUGUUGCCGGCCUUUCAGUCCUUGAGUCCUUCAAAGUUCUUCGAGGAGAAUAUGAUAAGGCACGAGAGGUAUUCUUGACACCAUUUGCACCUCAGAGAUUACUGGGGACGGAUCGUCCUCGAUUACCAAACCCGGAAUGCCCCGUCUGCAGCGCCUACACGGUCAAUAUGAAUGUUGAUCUAUCUAAGGCGACGCUCAACGAUCUAGUAGAAUAUAUUAAACGACAAUUGGGUUACGGCGAAAAGGAGUUCGCCGUCAAUAGUGAUGCUGGCUUGUUAUAUGAUCCCGACGAGACGGAUAAUCUUGACAAAAAUCUUCAUGAACUUGGCAUCAGGCAGAAUAGUUUUGUCACAGUCGUAGAUGAGGAUGAUGAGGAUACCUUCAUCAAUGUCGUCAUUAAUAUUCAAGAAGCCAAGCUCGUGGACAAACUUAUCGAGGGUCUUCGAAUUGAUCAGGAACCUAAUAUUCCUCGUCGGUCAAAGACUGUACUUACCAUUCAGAGUAACGGGGUUGGACAGACCAAUGGCAAGCGUACUGCCGAUGGAGAGCUCAAGGACCCUAAGAAGCGCUUGAUUGCGGAAGACGGGGUGUCUUCAGCAGCCAAGAAGGUGAAGAACGAUGACGAUGUGGUCAUUAUUGAUGAUGACGCCGGCACUGGUGCAAUAGAAAUCAUCGAUUAAAGCGUUCGUUGCCUUCGGGAAACGGAAACUUGAUGAAUUAUGUUGCACUUAAGCCUCCGUCGAUAUUGAGCACGCAGUUGUGUGCAUAGGGAUUUUGGGCUAGGAAUAACGCAGCAUCUGCAACCUCUCUGGCUAAACCAAGGCGUCCGAGAGGGAUUAGAGCCGAUAGCUCUCCAUUCUGAUCCAUAUCUAUAUCGAGUGUAUAUCAGUAAUCAUGUAUUUUGUCAGGGGGGUCGGUCAGGGAAACGGGUAUGACCAGGCGGUUGGGAGAAGAGAAAAAGGAAAAAGGAGACGAGGAAGGAUGAAAUGUCACCUUUCGUCAUAUCGGUCUUGAUAUAUCCAGGUAGGAGGACAUUGGCACGAAUGCCAAACCGGCCGACUUCCCAGGCGAGAGAUCGGUGCGUACCGACGAUGCCAGCUUUUGACG
Molecule: messenger RNA, 2731 nt
Organism: Daldinia caldariorum
Lineage: Eukaryota; Fungi; Ascomycota; Sordariomycetes; Xylariales; Hypoxylaceae
Product: SUMO-activating enzyme subunit uba-2
Exons: 7
Coding region: 448-2304 (618 amino acids)
Biological process (GO): protein sumoylation
Cellular component (GO): SUMO activating enzyme complex; cytoplasm
Molecular function (GO): SUMO activating enzyme activity
Source: RefSeq, a predicted model, not a curated record